Messenger RNA from Branchiostoma floridae (Florida lancelet), 1266 nucleotides. RefSeq lists its product as uncharacterized. Lineage: Eukaryota; Metazoa; Chordata; Leptocardii; Amphioxiformes; Branchiostomatidae. Bases 220 to 1266 code for a protein of 348 amino acids. The transcript has 3 exons. The record is from RefSeq and is a predicted model, not a curated record.
UGAGGGCCUUUAUAGUUUUAGGACAACGUUAUCGUGUCAAAGGGGGAGGGGGGCGUUGUUACAAACUAUUGGGCAGGAUAUCGAUCAGGAUGUUUCUAUCCACGUCUAUAUUCAACUCCUCUGUCCUAUUGCUGCAUGUUGACACGUAGUAAUGGUUAUAAUUAUGAAACGAGUAAAAUACUAUAGAGAUCUGUGACUACCUGAGUCAUAUCUCUCACAAUGGAGGAGUCUUACAGCUGCCCAGACUGUGCCUUCACUGCCAACAGGGACCUUGUACUGCAGGUGCUCAGGCACUUCUUCAACUGUACAUCCUUCAGGUGCAUCCAGGAUAUCAGCUGUGGCCACAACCUGGGACUGUCCACACCCAGGCCUCAAACACAGCAGGGAAACAGCAAUUGUAGUCAGAAGAACAGCUGCUAUGCUGACAAGUCAACUAAGGAAAGGAGAGAUUCACCUGUUCAGUCAGCAUUUGCCACAGCUAACGUUCCUUUAGAAAAUACUGACAGCCUCUACAGUCCACAUAGCACUAGAAGUAGUACAGCUACCAAUGGUUUCAUCUUUCAGUCAGACAAUAGCAAUAGGUCUAAUGGUACCGGUAGCAAGGAAGUUUCUUCCAUGGACUUAUCAGAACAUGAUUCUGAGGAAAUUGUAGAUGAGCAGUGUAACACAGAUAGCACAGAAAACAUGCAAUUACACACCGGUAGAAACUUGACGCUGAACAUUCCAGACAGACAGGCUGCACCUUGUAGGAUUGAAAGUUACUUCUCUGUCAAGCCUCAUAAAAGUGGCCUUCCUGUAGCUUGCCAAUCAAGUGAAAAUGUUAUGCAAGAAAAAACUGACAGUGGGUCAGGAGCAGUGUCGGCACAGAACUUGAGAAUGGCCACUUUUCAUGACUCAGUUGCUACAGACACAGCUAGAAGUGACACACUGAUGCAAGUGCAAGUUAAAGUAGAGCCAAGUACUGAGGAGUAUGGGCACUGCAGCACAGGGGCACAGGGAGAGAGCUCGACAGAGGGACUAUACAAACAGAGCUCCCACCUGACAGUGGGCCCUGCCAUUCCAUCUGUUGUGGGUAACUGGGACAGUAUUCAGCAGAUGCGUAGGGACCCAGCUAACGCAGGUGCUCCAACAUCUGCAAGUGAAGGCGUGUCGGCUAACUCUCAGGAACUACACAGUGGUCAACAAGUGAGUAUGUUUGAUUCAAAAUUGGGGCUGUACAACUGGAGCACAGCCAAUGAGGUGUCCCAUAUGCUGCCAUACCUAUAA